GUGUAACACAGAACUGUCAGCUGCAUAGCUAUAGAAACCAUAAGUGACGAAGGACAGAAAUGCGCCGCUGAGGACUGCGCUAGAACUUGACUACGCGCGCCAGCCAUGAGCCAUCACCGGGAUAACCGGAACAACUACAGGCCUGAGCCUGAGCAGGGCUACGGCUAUCCACCGUUACGGGACGACUAUGGUGGCGGUGGAAGGGACCGCAGGGACAGGGAGAGGGACUAUGAACGAGAUCGGGAGCGUGAUCGGGAAAGGGAGCGUGAUCGGGACAGAAGGCGCGACCGCAGCCGCGACCGGCGCCGGUCCCGCAGCCGCUCCGGCUCUCCCCCGGUAAAAAGCGGGCGCCGGCGACCCACCUUCUUUGAUAUCCUUCCUCCGGGCAUGGCGCCCGGCGCUCCCCCGCCUCCCGCGGUGCUGCCGGGAGCACAGCCCAACCUAGCGGCCGCGGCGGCCUUCGCAGCCCCCCCACCCUCCCUGGUUGCCAUGAUGGGGGGUGCGCCAGCAGGGCUGGCUAGCGUGACCAACGCGCCGGGUGGUUUCGGCGCCGCCGCUGCUGCCGGCGCCGGCCCCGCUGUGAGCCAGCAGGCCACCCGGCACGCGCGGCGCAUCUACGUGGGCGGUCUGCCCCCCACCGCCACGGAGACCUCCAUCAGCUCCUUCUUCAGCCACGCGCUGGCGGCCAUCGGGGGAAACACGGCGGGACCAGGCAACGCGGUGGUCAACGUGUACAUCAACCGCGAAAAGAAUUUUGCAUUCGUGGAGCUCCGGACAGUGGAGGAGACCUCCAACGCCAUGGCCCUGGACGGCAUCAUGUUCGAGGGCGUGUCGGUGCGCGUGCGCCGCCCCAACGACUACAACCCCGCCGCCGCCGCCUCGCUGGGCCCCUCCACGCCCAACCCCAACCUCAACCUGGCGGCCAUAGGCCUGUCCAACACCAACACCGGGGGAGGAGGGGGAGGCGGCAAGUCCUCCGCCCAGGACCAGGCUGACCGCAUCUUCGUGGGCGGCCUGCCGUACUACCUGACCGAGGAGCAGUGCCGCGAGCUGCUGGGCUCGUUCGGCGUCAUCAAGAGCUUCGACCUGGUGAAGGACCGCGAGACUGGGAACAGCAAGGGCUACGGUUUCGUGGUGUACCAGGACACCUCCGUCACCGACAUCGCGUGUGCGGGGCUCAACGGGCUGCGCAUGGGGGACCGCACGCUCACCGUGCGCAGAGCCACGGAGGGCGCCACUGGCGGCGGCGCUGCCGCCCCCGCCAUGGGUCCCCCGGGUGCGGGGGGGCUGGCGGGGCUGGGGGUCAGUGUGGGCAUCAACCCGCUGGCGGCUGCGGGGCUGCCGGGGGCGCUGGCAGCAGCCACCCGCAUCGUGGUGCUCACGGACGCGGU
Messenger RNA from Astrephomene gubernaculifera, 1391 nucleotides. The record is from the annotation of a GenBank genome assembly. Lineage: Eukaryota; Viridiplantae; Chlorophyta; Chlorophyceae; Chlamydomonadales; Astrephomenaceae.